CAAACGCUACGACGUCAUCCCGUCGCUUCCGGGCUGGGAACGCAACCCUGGCUGAUGCUGAAAUGUACCAUUUUACACGGGUGUUAUUACAUACUUGAAAUAGUGACCUGAAGACAAAAGACACAAGGCUUUUGUACGCUCUCGACAUAAUGUCGGAAUUUCGCACUGAAGGAUUCAGAACGGUACCUGAAUAAAUCCGGCCAGAAGCUGUGUGACGCUAGCGGACGAGGUCGGGGCGAGGUUGACUCGCUCGCUGAAAUCAAGCCCAGCCACUAAAGAUUCAGCCACUUCGGCAAGACGUGGUUUUUUUCAAGAUGAAGCUGAAAGAGGACAUCAACCCCCUGCUCCUGCAGGUCUUCCGCUCUGUGGUCUGGGUCUACUCUAUGAUCACCUUCAUACCCUGGUACUUCCUGUCCGGAUCCAACUUGGAACGGGCCCGCCGCAUCAAAGCGCGCUCAAUUAGCGGACACCCGGCCGGCCCGUACAGGGCCAUCGAGAGCCAGCGGGAGCUGGCGGCGUGGUUUCACCCUGGGGUGGACACGCUCGAUAAAGUGUUUGAAUAUGCAGCCCAAAGGUUUCCCCAGCGGGACUGUUUGGGCACCAGAGAAGUGCUAAGUGAGGAGGAUGAGCUGCAACCUAACGGGAAGGUCUUUAAAAAGGUCAUACUCGGGAACUACAACUGGCUGUCGUACGCCGAGACCUACCGGGCAGCCGAGAUGUUCGGAAGCGGUCUGGCGGCACUGGGCCAAAAACCUCAGUGCAACAUCGCCAUCUUUUGCGAGACCAGAGCCGAAUGGAUCGUGGCUGCUCAAGCCUGCUUCAUGCACAAUUUCCCACUCGUCACACUGUACGCCACUCUGGGACCCACGGCCAUUGCCCACGGUCUGAACGAGACCGAGGUCACACACAUCAUCACCAGUAAAGACCUACUGCAGAGUCGUCUCAAGGCGAUAUUGUGCGACAUUCCGCGGCUGCAGUACGUCAUCGUAGUCGACGAGAAAACGUCCGGCUGGCGGGACAUCCCCAGAGGCGUGGCGGUCCACAGCAUGGACAGUGUUAAAGAGAUGGGAUCCAGGAUGGAAAACUUGGCCACCGACCGCAGACGGCCGCAGUCGUCGGACAUCGCCGUCAUCAUGUACACGAGCGGCUCUACGGGCAUCCCCAAGGGUGUGGUCAUCUCCCAUGGCAACAUCAUCGCCGGCAUCACUGGAAUGGCAGAACGAAUCCCCAACCUCAACGAAACGGACACCUACAUCGGCUACCUGCCGUUGGCCCACGUUUUAGAACUCAGCGCCGAGCUGGUGUGCGUCUCUCACGGCUGUCGCAUCGGCUAUUCCUCCCCGCAGACUCUCGCCGACCAGUCCACCAAAAUCAAAAAGGGCAGCAAAGGCGACACCAGCAUGUUGAGACCUACACUCAUGGCCGCCGUACCGGAAAUCAUGGACCGCAUUUAUAAGAAUGUGAUGACAAAAGUGGAGGGAAUGAGCAGAUUUCAAAAGACGCUAUUUGUGCUGGCGUACAACUACAAGAUGGAGCAGAUCUCCAAAGGCUACAGCACGCCCCUUUGUGACAGUUUGGUGUUCAAGCGGGUGCGGGCACUGCUGGGCGGCAACACGCGCGUGCUGCUCUCGGGCGGAGCCCCGCUGUCGGCCGCCACGCAGCGCUUCAUGAACAUCUGUCUGUGCUGCCCUGUGGGGCAAGGCUACGGCCUCACCGAGACCUGUGGAGCGGGCACCAUCAGUGAGGUUUGGGACUACAGCACCGGACGGGUGGGCGCACCUCUCGUUUGCUCCGAAAUGAUGCUCAAGGACUGGGAAGAGGGAGGCUACUACAGCACGGAUAAGCCCAACUCACGGGGGGAAAUCUUGAUUGGUGGGCCCAAUGUGACAAUGGGCUACUACAAAAACCAAGCCAAGAACCGUGAGGACUUUUUUGUGGACGGGAAAGGCCAGAGAUGGUUUUGCACCGGAGACAUCGGGGAGUUUGACCAUGACGGAUGCCUCAAGAUCAUAGACCGCAAAAAAGACUUGGUGAAACUACAAGCUGGCGAGUACGUCUCUCUGGGAAAAGUGGAGGCUGUUCUGAAGAACUGUCCGCUAAUAGACAACAUUUGUGCCUAUGCCAACAGUGACCAGUCAUACGUUAUCAGUUUUGUGGUGCCCAACCAUAAACUGCUGAUGGCACUAGCGGAGCGGUUGCAGGUGUGGGGCACGUGGGAGGAGAUCUGCAACAAUCCACAGAUGGAGAAGGAAGUGCUCCGCAUCCUCACUGAGGCCGCUGUCUCGUCAAAACUGGAGCGCUUUGAGAUCCCCAAAAAGGUGCGGCUGAGCGCCGAAGCCUGGACACCAGAGACGGGCCUGGUCACAGACGCCUUCAAACUCAAACGCAAAGAGCUCAAAACGCACUACCGAGAAGACAUUGAGAGGAUGUACGGAGGGAAAUAAGGCAACUGAUAUUCCUCUAGUUGUGGUGCGCCUUAUUAGAGCGUUAUAUUUGUCUAGCCAGGACAAACUCGCGGCAUGGACAGUUAGCUCGCCAUCACCCAGAAAAGUUUCCAAUGAGGCGUCACAUUGGAAUGGAUGUCUUUAAAAGAAUGGAGUGUAGUUACUUUGCCUUUCCUUCCACUAGCUAGAAAAAAUAAGGACAUGCAUAUACUUCCUCCUCAGGCAUAGUUUUGUUUUGUUUUGUUUACCCGUGAAUAAUACAAAUGGUUGUGCAAUAUUUAUUCUCCACAUUUUGUCUCAAUUAUAUAGGAAGAUUUUGAAGGGAGAGAAAAGACUCAAUCCCCUCCUUUGUUUUGGUUUUAAAGGCAGUCCAGUAGAACAACAUACUACAUAAGAAGACGUAGGAGUAAAGUGGAGGAUGGUAGAGAGACACUGAAAAGCAGAUGUCGCUGUGUUAAUGUGAAGACUUGAGGAGAUGGGCGUGAUAAUCAAUGAAUUAGUUCAUUGGUCAAGAAUUCUUUCCAUUCCAUAUUUGAAAAGAUGUACAUUAUUAAUGAUUGUACCUUUGUAGUGAUCUAUCUUCUGUCUGUCUUUCUUUCUCUCUCUCUCUUUCUUUCCCACAAACCCAAAUGUAUUGGCUUGAUGGAAUGAACUUGAGUCAUUUGAGCACCCAGGAAUGCAAAUUGUGCUUGUAUAUUUUUGCUUGUUCAUUCUUGUUGCCUUCUGACACGUGAGCUUGUCUUCAGGGCUCCUACGAAUGUUACAAGUCCAGUAGGUUCUUCGCGUCCCAAUUAGUCAUCUAACAGUUGAAUAUCAUUUGGGUUAUAGGGAGAGAGAGAGAGAGAGAGAGAGGAAAGAGGGAGGUUCUCUAUUAUCAUUUCAAACCUAGUUCCCCCCGAGUAUACAAUACAUUUAGAAAACAAAGACUGGUCAAACGUAAUAUAAUCUUGCAAAAGCAAACUUUUUUUUUUUCAAGCUCAUUUGACAUGACCUUUCAUAAGUUAUUUCAUUUAGGAUAAAGAAUCUCCAAAUAUGCAGGUGUGCUCUGUACAGUACUUCCUUUCGACCGCUUCGUUUUCUGUGCCAUCUGCAAUGUCACUGCUAUAGCCCAAAAAAACAUGAUAGGCCGAUUUUCAGGGAGUAAUGGCAUAUAUAUAUAUAUAUAUAGUAUAUAUUCCAAAACAAGUCUCAUUUAUGAAUUGUGUAUAAAAGGGAUGUUUAAUAGUACUCGUCCUUAAUGUCGGGUGGGGGGUUUCAAGCAAGUGUCUCCUUAGCUCUGUGAUUUGGCCUUGAAAAUGAUGUAACAAAAUAAAAAGGUUUGUGUCAAA
Syngnathus typhle (broad-nosed pipefish) is the source of this 3772-nucleotide messenger RNA. It is a transcript of the gene acsl3b, whose product is annotated as acyl-CoA synthetase long chain family member 3b. The record is from RefSeq and is a predicted model, not a curated record. NCBI's taxonomy places the organism in Eukaryota, Metazoa, Chordata, Actinopteri, Syngnathiformes, Syngnathidae. Gene Ontology annotation, molecular function: long-chain fatty acid-CoA ligase activity. Bases 315 to 2444 code for a protein of 709 amino acids. Gene Ontology annotation, biological process: long-chain fatty-acyl-CoA metabolic process; neuron differentiation; long-chain fatty acid metabolic process. The transcript is spliced from 15 exons. Gene Ontology annotation, cellular component: endoplasmic reticulum; lipid droplet; plasma membrane.